AAUUCCGCCCCGCGAACCUUUCAUAUGUGUAUGAAGUAAGCUGUCAAGGCAAUUGACUUCCACGCCACGGUCGUUUGAUCAAGCAUUCUCAACGGUGGCGAGGCCGUAGGCAAAACACCAUAUAUGUUCAUACGAACCUACUCGAAUCAUAUCUCACAAAGAAAAUCCACAGCAUCCUAAUCCCCACCUUUGGCCUACAACUUCUCCAAUUGUAACACGUGCCACGAUCCAACAUGCGCGCUCUCAUUCAUACAGGAGAGCCUCGAACUCUCAAGAUCGAUAACGACCACCCGGAACCGACUCCAUCAGAGCACUACACGAUCCGUACGCGAGCAACGGCACUGACCCGAGAAGAACUCACCUGGCCGGAGACCCUCUCCCAAAAGACCCCCGUACCUGGCUACGACCUAUCGGGUGUGGUCCUCUCCACGCCCACCCUUCCCGAUGGAGCCUCGACGGCGGCCAAUUGGAAGUUCAAGCCCGGGGACGAGAUCUACGCCAUGACUACCUUUGUCAACAAGGGCAAUGCAAGGGAAAUCACCGAGGCCACGGAGAAGGAACUCGCACUCAAACCCAAGAAUCUGAGCUGGCAGGAGGCGGCUACCGUGCCACUGAGUGCGCUGAGUGCCUGGCAGGCGCUAUUCGAUCACUGCGCGCUCGAACCUGUCUUCAAUAAGGAUAGCAAUGCUUCCGCUUCCUCGACAUCGACAAAGAAUAAAGGGAAGAGAAUACUAAUCACGGCCGCAUCGGGAAGUGUCGGUAUAUGGGCCGUGCAGCUUGCUCGUCUGGCUGGCCUCGAGAUCGUAGCCACGUGUGGGCCUUCGAACGUCAAGUUCGUGGAGGGGUUGGGGGCACAUACCGUGCUGGAUUACACCACUGUUGAUCUACUUCAAUGGGUGGAGGAGGACAGGGAGUCGCGGGCGUUCGACAUCGUGCUGGACUGCGUGGGACGCAAGACCCUCGUCGAUGCAUGGAAGUGCGUGAGACGGAACGGGAGGAUGGUCAGCGUCGCCGAGCCAGCAGAUCGCAAGAAGCCAGAUCAAGGGGUCGCUGAGGGGGUGGACAGCGUGUGGUUCAUCGUGAAGGAGAACCCGGAGCAGUUGGCCGCCAUCGCGGAUCUGAUUGAGCGGCAGGAGUGCAUAGCCGUCGUAGACAGCGUCUACACGUUGGACCAAUUCGAGGCCGCGUUUGAGCGAUUGGAGAAAGGGCAUGCUAGGGGCAAGGUUGUCAUCACGUUGUAAGACGUGCGGAGAUAUAACUAAGAUGCUUAAGCUUCUUUGCAUUGUUCGCCUUGUUCGCCCGGCAGACUGUACGUUACUCGUGCUUUCGUUCAUGCUACAUUGGAAAUGCUUUGAACGAAUGGAUAGAAAUCGAUUAUCAUUGUUGCAAGUUGGGCAGCAUGUGCUGGUGCACAGAGAGAACGAUAUCCACUUCGGACCCAGAAUUGAUU
Aaosphaeria arxii CBS 175.79 is the source of this 1450-nucleotide messenger RNA. Its product is annotated as zinc-binding oxidoreductase. Bases 234 to 1241 code for a protein of 335 amino acids. Lineage: Eukaryota; Fungi; Ascomycota; Dothideomycetes; Pleosporales. The record is from RefSeq and is a predicted model, not a curated record. Gene Ontology annotation, cellular component: mitochondrion. Gene Ontology annotation, molecular function: oxidoreductase activity. The transcript has a single exon.